Molecule: messenger RNA, 402 nt
Organism: Paramecium octaurelia
Lineage: Eukaryota; Ciliophora; Oligohymenophorea; Peniculida; Parameciidae
Source: the annotation of a GenBank genome assembly
AUGGUACUUCAGUACUAUGUUAAAGUGGAUUUAGAACUGUUGUUCGUAUUCUGCAUCAAUUGCCUUCUCUGUUAUAAUUCAAGCACAAGUAUAACUAGUAUUGAUCCUUACUCCUUUAAUCUAGCAAUCCUCAAUAUAAGUAGAAAAGAAGCUUCUUCUCUUAACAUGUUUAAUACAGAGGCUUAUUAUGAUAAUAAUCUAUUAAAAGCUCGUAAAAUUUCAAUUAUCAUAACAAAUUUUCAGCUAAUGCUGCUAAUUUGUUAUGAUGAAUUUUACUUUAGUCUUAAUACUAUAGCUAAUUCAAUGUAAUAGUAAUGAUCUAUGUUUAAUGUAGAUACAAAAAAUAUUUUAAAACAUACAAACAUGUAUAUCCUAAACUUUAAAUAGUUAAACUCCCUGUGA